CCGCCGCGCUCCCGCCCUCCUGCCAGCUCCCGGGCUCCUGCUGCGGCUGCGGCGGCGGUGCCGGCCGAGCCCCCGCGGCGCUGCGGCUCCGGUCCGGCGUGGCCCGCGCCCCGCAGCUUUGCGGCUCGCCGCUUCCUCUUCCCCGCGCGGGCGCGCUGCGGCAGGUGGCCCCAGGCACCCGGUGGCGCGUUGGCCGGAGCCCCGCGGCCAUCGAUGACCCCGCUCAGGGAACCUGCUCCAGCCCGGCCACCCCGAGUCUGACUGCAUUGCCCUGGAUUUGAUAUUAAAUCAUGGGGAGGAAGCUUGACCUGUCCGGUCUGACCGAUGAUGAAACUGAACAUGUUCUGCAGGUGGUUCAGCGAGACUUCAAUCUGCGGAAAAAAGAGGAGGAACGGCUGAGUGAGAUGAAGCAGAAGCUGGAUGAGGAAGGCAGCAAGUGCAGCAUCUUAUCGAAGCACCAGAAGUUCGUGGAGCACUGCUGCAUGCGCUGCUGCUCGCCCUUCACCUUCCUUGUCAACACCAAACGCCGCUGCGGGGACUGUAAGUUCAACGUCUGCAAGAGCUGCUGCUCCUACCAGAAGCAGGAGAAGAUCUGGAUCUGCUGUGUCUGCCAGCAAACAAGGCUGCUGAGAACCCAGUCUCUGGAAUGGUUCUACAAUAAUGUGAAGAGCCGUUUCAAGCGCUUUGGCAGUGCCAAAGUCCUGAAGAACCUGUAUAGGAAGCACCGACUGGAGAGCGGAGCCUGCUUGGACAGUCUAGGAGGAAGCUUCCUUGAUGCAAAUCUGGAGAAUGAAGGAAGUAUUUCUGGCAGUGAUUCAACAUUUUAUAGGCACUCAGAAGGACAUAGCAUGAUGGACACUUUGGCUGUCGCCUUGCGGGUGGCAGAAGAGGCCAUCGAGGAGGCCAUUUCCAAAGCAGAAGCCUGUGGGGACAGCCUGGACAAGCAGAACGAGGCCAGUUACCUGCGGGACCACAAGGAGGAGCUCACUGAGGAGCUGGCCACAACCAUCCUGCAAAAGAUCAUCAGAAAACAGAAGAGCAAGAGUGAGCAGCUGGCCGGUGAGGAGCCCGAGUGGUCAGAAGCCCCGAGCUGCAGCGCCCAGGGGGCAGCCGAGGGGAGCUCCACCGCUGUGGGAGGCCACCAUGCAUCCACCUCCCUCUGGCAAUCCCAGCCCCUCUUCUCUUUCCCGGGAGAAGAGGCCCAGCAGGCCUGGUCACUGGAAGGUGCAUGCCUGCCCCCGCGGGAGGACAGGGCCAGGGGCAGCUGGAUGAGCAUCGACCGGCUGGACGACACAGGGCCCUCCCCGCUGCUGCAGAGUCCUGAUGGGAACUGGGUGGCCCUCCGGAACGCCCCUCCGGCCUCCAGCCGCCUCCUGGCCAAGCCUAAGAGCGCUGCGCUCCAGGCCCUGGAAGCAGCAUCAGGCACUGCGUCCGCCUACGACGAGAUGGGCUCCGACAGCGAGGAGGACUUUGACUGGAGCGAGGCCUUGAGCACGCUGUGCCCGCAGCCCUCGGGCCUGCGCAGAAGCCCCCGGCCCCAGCCCUCGCAGAUCCCAGGCUUGGACCAAGGCCCCCCAGCUGCCUCCGCCGUCGCCGCCGCCACCGCCUCACCCGGGCUCUGCUCCAACCUGGAGGCGACGUGCUCUGACUCGGAGACCUCGUCGGCGGGCUCCUCCAGGGAUACAGGGGGCAGGGCCAGCCUGUCCUGGGCACCUAAGAAACCCCCCAGGAGCCCCGCGGUCCAGAAGAUGCGACUCCAGGCGGAGCUGGAUGUGAACUUCAACCCCCAGGCGGCCAGCAGGGAGACCUCGGACAGCAGCGAGCCUGAGGAGGCCCCCAACGCAGCUGACCGCAGGGCCAGGAGGUGGAGGAGGGCCCGAGGGGGCUCUGAGGAGCUGAGCAAGGAACUCUCGGCCCCCAACGCCCAGGACCAGGAGCUGAGAUCACAUCAGAUGCCGGCUGACUUAUCAGAGACGGACAUCAGCAAUGCAACUCUGCACCCUUGCCCAGACGCCCCAGAAGCGCAAGGGAGAAACAGGCUGUACGAGUUAGCCAUGAAAAUGAGUGAGAAGGAGACGUCUUCGGGGGAGGAGCAGGAGUCAGAGCCCAAGACGGAAUCAGAGACGCAGAAGGAAAGUCUGUCGUCGGAAGACAACUGCCAGGGCGUCCAGGAGCAGCUGAAAAAGGAGAAAAGAGAAGCUUUAGCUGUCCACUUAGAGCUCCAGCUCUUAUCCACAGUGCUUGAACAGAAGUAUUCUGCUGUUUCUCUCUGCAACAUCUCCACAGAAGUCCUGAAAGUCAUCAACGCCACUGAGGAGUUGAUAGCAGAGUCUGCGGGGCCCUGGGAGUGCCCAGCCGUCCCUCCUGAGAGAGAGAAGGGGACAUUUCCUCUUGGGACUGACCAAGUGAGACUUGAUAAGCAGCUGACCUCCUUGGAAGAGAACGUGUACCUGGCCGCAGGCACCGUGUAUGGUCUGGAAGGUCAGCUGAGUGAGCUGGAGGCCGCUGCCCGCUGCAUCCACAGCACCACUGAUGAGACUGAGCUGGCACAUCUGGAGGAUCAGGUGGCCACAGCAGCAGCCCAGGUCCACCAUGCUGAGCUCCAGAUUUCUGACAUUGAAAGCCGGAUAUCAGCCCUGACCAUUGCAGGAUUGAACAUAGCACCAUGCGGACGCCUCACGAGAAGACGAGAUCAGAAGCAAAGGAACCAGGUACAAACCAUAGACACAUCACGGCAGCAGAGAAGAAAACUGCCUGCCCCACCAGUGAAAGCUGAGAACAGCGAGGCCUCUUCACUGAACAUUAAAACAUUCAACCGCAACUUCAUUCUCCAAGGCUCCUCAACAAACAGAACUCAAGAAAGGAAAACCACCUCGGAUUUGAUGGAUCCCUCCCAGGAGUCGGCUGUGAUGUAUUAGUGCCAUGGAACUCCAUUGCCAGUGACCCACUGCCUCCAGCCGUACACGACAGUGCCUUGACCCAACAGCCAUCGAAUAGUGCAUGGAUUUCCACCUAAGGAGAGGGCCUGGGGAGGCCACAGUGCACCGUUGCACAGGGCUGUCCUGAUACCUCACCCAGAAAGCAGUCCAGACUCCAGCAUUGUGGUCUGACCCACUCUCUGCCUCGGGCUCCCGGGGGAACCAAGACAGAAAACGCAGACGCUGCCUUCCCACUGAAGAGCUCCAUGUUCAAAAGAUGCAUUUCCCCAUCCCCUAUCCUACCACAUGUGGUCUUGAGGAACUUUUUUUUUUUUAGUCCCUUUGAUUCAACUAGAAUUAAUUGUCAAAGUUUGUCCAAAAGAAAACUGUUGAGUGAGUGCAUGGUAGACAGAAGGGAGAUGGGUAUAACCAUAGCAUUUAUCUUCAGUUCUUGUGAACCUCUCAUGAGCAUCUUUGUUUCACAGAUGGGGUGGUGAGCUAGAAGUGAUUGCCAUCCCUAUAGUGAGCUACCUACGACUGCCUAGUUUGGGGGUGUGCUCAGCCACUGGGGAUGCUGAUCUCCCUUCAGCCACCUCCUUUCUGCUAAGCACCAUACCACCAGUCAUCCUAAACACCAUUGCUUUGCCUUCACAGCCCAGCCAACCCAUGCCCAGCUCUAUCGGAAACAAUGUCUCGUUGAGAAUUUAGGAUUCUUCCUUGGACUAACAAUUUCCCUCUCCAGAGGGAAGUGGGGCUUGAGAAAGCCCACCCCCGGUUUCACUCUAGGGCACUGUCCAAACUCCAGAUAAAAUAGUUUAACAAUGACCACAUCAAAAUGAGUCUUAGGUAACCGGCUAUUGCAGACUAUAACCACAGGAGAAAAUGUCCUCCUUCAAAACUUAUUUGCUAAUAAAUAUUCAGUGAACAUAGUAUAAUGAUCUGAAAUGUAAAAACAAUUAAGGGAUAAUCUUUUUUAAAAAAUCGUUAAAAAUCUUACAGGUAUUUUUUUUAAGGCAAGACAAACUGAAAUCAGUGGACACCAGAACUGAUACUAACUCUCACAUGUGGGCUAAUCUGACUCUCAUUUGUGGGCUCAAAUGCAUGACUAUUUAGAGUGUGUUUAUAAGAAGCAAAUGGAAUGGAAACUUCACCCAGUUGAGCCAUAGCAAUCUUUUUAUACUUGUUCCUAAUACAUUCUGAAUCAGAGGAAGGAAGCAAGCGGUGGGAGGUGAGGGGGAAGUAUGACUGAGGUUUAUUAGGUGAGCACUCAACCGGAGGCAAACCUCUUCUCAAUUUAAUCUGUUGCUUUGGCAACUCUGUUCAGUUGAGGUAGUCCCCAUUACUGAGAUUUGGAAACUGAGGGCCUGAGAGAUUCAUUUACCAAAGCUGGGCCUGUCAGCCACGCAUAACUGGAAGGUUUCUCAAAUGCCUUGCUCUGUUGUUCUCAGCUUCUACUUCCUUUGCUGCUCUGCACAUUUCCAGGCCUAAUCCACUGCUGGGAUGUGUUUGAUGGUGUAUUCCCGAUGGGGGUCUGUCUAUCUUCCACUAAUGCUCCUUGCUGACGCUGUGUAUGUGUUCUCCAACAGAAAUGAUUUCUUUGAAAUCAACUUUGGCUUUUUUGUUCCGUUGGUGUGGUUCCAAGCAAACCAAUACAAAUUGUUUAAAACACAACAAAACCUGAGUUCCAAACAGAAUGUUUUUCUUUAAGAGGCAUGAAAAGCAACUAUUGUUGUGUUAUGGUGUUAAAAUAUUCAAUUUUCUUCAACAACGACAACAAAAGUGUGUACUGUGUAAGCCUUGCAAAAAAAAAAAGAAAAAAAAUGAAAAAACAAAAGCAGUAGCCUGCUCUCUGGCAUUUGAAUUUUUAUAAAGGUCUCCUUGUGCCAAAUAAGUGUAAAGAUUUAAUUUACUAUUAAAAACCAUAAGCAUAUGUUAGAGUUCCAGAACAAUUAUUUUGUCACCAGGUGAUUUUGAUCUUCAGUGUCAAUAUUUAUAUUUAGAUUAAUUUUUAUAAAUGAAAAUAUUUUAAUGGUUUGAGAAAACGAGAGUAAGAGAACCCUAUCUUGGAUGGCUUCUGAAAGUUGUGCUUGCCUUCCUGUUCUAUGCGCAUUGCCAAAAUACUGUCAAGAGAAAUGAUAAAGAAGUAAAAGUCAUUUAUGAAAAUAA
Molecule: messenger RNA, 5084 nt
Organism: Sorex fumeus (smoky shrew)
Lineage: Eukaryota; Metazoa; Chordata; Mammalia; Eulipotyphla; Soricidae
Gene: MYRIP
Product: myosin VIIA and Rab interacting protein
Exons: 18
Coding region: 291-2918 (875 amino acids)
Biological process (GO): intracellular protein transport
Cellular component (GO): cortical actin cytoskeleton
Molecular function (GO): small GTPase binding; myosin binding; actin binding
Source: RefSeq, a predicted model, not a curated record